CGAAAGAGAGGCGUCCCGCCGCGCACGGGGCUGUUCCCGCCACCACCAUGUCCCGCCACCCAUCCCCCGGCCCGUCCUACGCGCAUGGCCUCCCCGCCCAGCAUGCCCAGCAGAUGGAUCUCUCUUCGCUCUACCACCCACCGGCCGUCCUCGCGAAUCCUGGUUUCCAGGCGAAGAUGCGGACCAAGAACUACCCAGGUGGCAUCACCGCCAGCGUCGAGGACGCGAAGUACCAUGCGAAGUACAAGGAUCUGAAGAAGACGGUGAAGGAGAUUGAGGCGGACAAUGACAGGCUGUACUUCAAACUACUUCUCGCGAAGAAAAACAUACGUCGUAUGAACCUUGAACGAGCCAUUCUCUAUGAGCGAUUGGCUGCGGUGCCGCCGACUCCCGGGCGGCACACGCAAGACCUACCUCCAGAACAGGAUCCCGUCUUCCAUCAACAGCCACCGCUUCCUCCGGAGCAUGCCCGCUUCAUAGAUCCCAACGACCCCGCCAUCGCGGAAUACAUGAGGACUCGCCCGGAUGCCCGGAUGGUCCUCGGUCCGGAUGGCAGAGUCGUCGCAAUUGAAGACAUCCUUCCACACCCACCGCCGGGACAGGAAGCAAGACCAGUGCAGCCACCGCAUGGGAUACCUCUUGUCUAUGGCUUCAGACACGACUCCGGACCUGGCUACGACCCCGAGCGCCAGCUGCCGCCCCUACCACCUAUGAUCCCUGUCGUUCCAGCCUCGGCGGAGGGAGCUAGAGAUCUCGCACCCCCUAUCAGCGAACAUCACAGCGGUGCAUAUCCACCGGCCCAGACCCAUGGACAUGUCCACCCACAAUCCCUCUCACACGGCGUCUCUUCCCACCACUCGCGUUCCAACUCGGCUCGCGCAGAUCUAGAUUCGAUGGGUACCAGGAUCGAUGUGGUGCCUCCGGGACCUUCCCUGCAUGGUCGCAGCCCUCCUAUGGCAGGCGCAGAAACCCACAAUGACAGGUCAAGGAGACACGACCUCCACGAACUGACUCACGCGCAUGCCCACCAGCUGCCGCACCCUCAUGUCCAGAUACCUAUGCAAAACAUGCCCACGUCACCGCACUCGCACUCGCCCGCAAGCACGCGUGAUUCUGACCGCAGCACCGGACGCAUCCACAACCACCAGCGCGUCGGGCCGGGCGCCAACAUCCACCGUGACCGCGAACUAUCACAGCGCGAAUGGGAGCAGCGUGAGUACGAAAGGGAGCUCGAACGCGAACGCGAGCGCGAGCGCGAGAGGGAGCUCGUGUACCGCCAGCGCCUCGAGUUAGAGGAGCAAGAGGAAGCCAGCAUCGCGUACAUGCGCGAGAACGGACGAGUGGCGCCGCCGGUGCCGCAUGGCGACUCGCGUUCUGGCAGCCCGAAUUCUGGCCCCGGAAAUGGAGGAAGCAGGGCCCCUUCGCGGCCGGACUCUGGCCAGUCGAUGCAGUACGAUGCGGAGAGAGCGCGGCCGCGCGUGUCGAACUUACUCGGGAUGGAGCGCGACCCUGCGUAUGACGAGCGCGCUUCUGGCUCGGCAGCGCGGGGCAACGUAGGGGAGAUGCCCGCUCAGUCUGCGGACGCCAGGAGGCGAUACGCGGCGAGAUGGAGGCGAAUGAGGAAUAUGGCGGCGAGAUCCGUUCUCCAGGUGAAGGCAAGAGAAGAUCCUCUGGUGAUGAGGGCAAUGCUAACGGCAGCGAACCUGCGAACGACCGGAUGGAUGAGGACGUAUGAUCACAGCCUCUUCGCCCAUUCUCCGAUGUUGGUGACUUCUACGCCUAUUGUAUGAAGCUGUGUCACGUCUGCUUCUUCCGUAGUGCGUUUUCCAUUGUUCUCGGGCAUAAUAGGCCCGUCUGUAUAUUGUAUUACUUUCUUGGAUCUUGUCGCGCAGUUUAUGUAUAUACAGAUGCGAUCACGUAUACAGGACGCAUUUGACCGGGAACCUGAAAUAUCUGCGGCGGUGGCAAUUUCAUGCGCCUUGA
Molecule: messenger RNA, 1983 nt
Organism: Fomitopsis serialis
Lineage: Eukaryota; Fungi; Basidiomycota; Agaricomycetes; Polyporales; Fomitopsidaceae
Exons: 4
Coding region: 48-1790 (580 amino acids)
Source: RefSeq, a predicted model, not a curated record